This is a messenger RNA of Penicillium chermesinum, 996 nucleotides long. RefSeq lists its product as uncharacterized. The record is from RefSeq and is a predicted model, not a curated record. Gene Ontology annotation, molecular function: fatty acyl-CoA hydrolase activity. Lineage: Eukaryota; Fungi; Ascomycota; Eurotiomycetes; Eurotiales; Aspergillaceae. Gene Ontology annotation, biological process: fatty acid catabolic process; acyl-CoA metabolic process. The transcript is spliced from 5 exons. Bases 1 to 996 code for a protein of 331 amino acids. Gene Ontology annotation, cellular component: peroxisomal matrix.
AUGGAGAACCCCAGCACUCUCUUUCCGCCUCCGCCUCUGAGACCAUACCAAGGCCGUGAUCGAGAAUGCCCUGGACUUGACACCCGUCGUAGACCUCGGCCCCGAGCUCGCGGGAUCUACGGCGGCACUGUGAUCGCCCAGUGUUUAUCCGCGGCCAUGCGAACCGUCCCCGCCGACUUCGCUGUCCACAGCAUGCAUUGCUAUUUCGUCCUCGCCGGUGACUCGCAAAUCCCAAUCCUAUACCAUGUUGAACGGGUGCGCGACGGACGGAGCUUCAUGACUCGAACAGUGCAGGCGCGUCAACGAGGACGACCCAUCUUCACUACUACAUUGAGCUUCAGCCGACCAGGGAGCGGCGGCGAGAAGACCAUCAACCAUGCGGCCUCGAAGCCUGAUAUCCCGGCUCCGGCAGACCCACCGGCAGGGGUGUCAGGACAUGGGCCAGUGACAAUGCGGGCGGCGCUCCGUUCGAAUCAACGAAGUCCGUCGUACUCAAUCGAAACUCACCAGAUCCGACUGAUAAGAGAAUCCGACGAUUUAUUCGGGCCCGAGGGCGGCUACUUCAUCGGCACCGUGUCCCGCGUACAUGGCAUUCCUCGGUUUUCGUCUCCGGCCGAGCUUGAAAAGCUACUCAAAGCGUUGAAGAAUCCAUCGGAUCUGGAUGAUGACGAUAUUACAAAGGCUCUGAAGGAGCUCAAAGAAGAGGAGGCAGCCGACUUGCAGCAUCGACUGGAGGGGGCGCUCAACCAAGCGGAAAAGAAGGAGCACAGAGAAGUCGGCAUGAUGGUCAGCUUAGAUCAUUCGAUCUACUUCCAUAAUCCAAGGGCAUUCCGGGCGGACCAGUGGCUUUUGACGGAGAUGGAAAGUACCUGGGCCGGAGAGGGUCGCGGGUUGGUCAUUCAGAAGAUCUGGGCCCAGGACGGAACCUUGAUCGCAACCUGCACUCAAGAGGGUGUGGUCCGAUUAAAGCAGGAUGAGCCAAAGUCCAAGAUCUAG